AUGACAAGCCUGGGAGCGGUGACUGGUGUGCGCGUCUCUGUGUUCAACAGGGACGUAGUGGUGUUCUACGGCGUUCCGUACGCUGACGCCCCGCUGGGCACGGACCGCUUCUCGGCGCCGUCUCCCGGCACACCGUGGAGCGGCUACCGAGACGCCUCUGAGAAGGUGCGCGACCGCUGCCUACAACCCGCCCCAUUCUCGAUGGUCACCGACAAUACGCAAGGAUACGUCGCCGCCGAGAACUGCCUUCACGUGAACGUGUACGCGCCGGACAAAGCCAAGAACAGGUCGGUGCUGGUGAUCCUGCACGGCGGCGAGUUCCAACGGGGCUCGAACGACGACCCCAUGUACGACGGCCGCUACAUGGCGGCCGCAGAGGACGUCGUGGUGAUCGUGCCCAACUACAGGCUCAACGUGUUCGGCUUCCUCGCGACGCCCUUCUUCGGCAACGCGGCCGCUUUCGGCGGCAAUGCUGGCUCCGUCACGUUGAUCGGAGUGGACAGCGGCGCCGUCAGCGCUGGCCUGCACCUGCUGAUGCCAGUUCGUCGCCGGCUCUUCCAUCGUGUCAUCAUGCAGGGCGGAAGUCCGUUCGAGGCGACCGAGAGAGCGCCGUUCGCGGGACCACGCGAGAUAAAGGAGUACGCGGCCGCAGUCUGCACCCGCAGGACAACUCCCGCCCCCAAUCUUUCCGCGAACGUUACGACUGGCGGAAACGACACGGCUGAUGAAGAUGGCGACACGCGUUCGAUGAUCGAGUGCCUGCGAGCGGCCUCGCCAUUCACCCUCCUCCACGAGGUCGAAUCGUUCGACGGCGUUAACGAGAAACAAUUUGGCCCAGUGUACGAGCCCUGGGGCAAGGAGUCCGUGCUCGUGGCCGGCAUGCCAGUGGCCGCAGCAGAAGGCCCGGGCAAAAUGGACCCUGCGCAAGACCUACUGCCACCGAUGAACGGGACCCAGCUUAUGAUCGGACACACGGCCAACGAAGGUGAAUACUACCUGGCCUGGUUCUUCAAGGACUGGUCUUUGGCCCAGAUCGGCCACUGGCCCAGGGGAUUCGUUCGCAUCUUCGCUGAGCGCCUGGUACUGCACUUCUUCACCAGACCGAGCUUGGGUCCCGCUUGGUGGCUUUACUUCAGCGGCAGCGGCUACUCGAACGUCGACCGCUACACCCAGACGGCCGAAUUUCUGGGCGACGCCAAGGUCGUGUGCCCUUCCGGGGUCAUGGCAGACCUCGUGACGCGGCGCGGGGGCACCGUGUACCGGUACGUUGUACGAGCCACGGCGAACGACGUGCUUCCUCAGGGCGAAGGCAACGAUACGGUGCGUGUCGAAGGCGACCAGCCGAGUAACAGCACCGAGUUCUAUUACCACCACCCGACGCACUACUUUGACGCCUUGUUGACGUUGGGUGGUGCUCAGGCGCUCGGUAACAAGUUGCCCGAGAAAGUUCUGACCCGAAGCAGGCUCUUAAUGAAGAGGUCUCCAAAUGCUGGGGCUGGUGAGCCGUGGCCCAGAUACGACGCCAAGACCUAG
Molecule: messenger RNA, 1533 nt
Organism: Rhipicephalus microplus (southern cattle tick)
Lineage: Eukaryota; Metazoa; Arthropoda; Arachnida; Ixodida; Ixodidae
Product: acetylcholinesterase
Biological process (GO): acetylcholine catabolic process; choline metabolic process
Cellular component (GO): plasma membrane
Molecular function (GO): acetylcholinesterase activity
Source: RefSeq, a predicted model, not a curated record